Molecule: messenger RNA, 2078 nt
Organism: Saccostrea cuccullata (small rock oyster)
Lineage: Eukaryota; Metazoa; Mollusca; Bivalvia; Ostreida; Ostreidae
Product: cyclic GMP-AMP synthase-like
Exons: 5
Coding region: 36-1562 (508 amino acids)
Source: RefSeq, a predicted model, not a curated record
GGGAAUUUAAAAAUGAACGCGGACUAAGCGUACAUAUGUCAAGAAAGCACAAGCAGGGAGAUAGGCAUGACCAUAAAGAACCUCGCCGAAUUACAACAACGAUAGAAGACAAUGAUAAUAAACAUCGACCAAGACCAUCAUCGAUAGAGGAAAAUGAUGAUAAAUAUCGCCAACGAAGAUCAUCUAUAGAAGAAAAUGAUGAUAAACUUCGCCGAAGACCAUCGUCGAUAGAAGAAAAUUAUAAUAAAUAUCGCCGAAGAACAUCGUCGGUAGAAGAAAAUGAUGAUAAACUUCGCCGAAGAACAUCGUCGACUGGAGGGAAAGAUGAAUCCACAGAAAAAAGUGAUGGGAAACCAAGCCCUCGUUCUACAGUUGAAGAUGACAGAAAAUUUCCAACAGUGAAACGUAUGCAUAAUGCCUGUUGUUCCCAUUGUGGCGACGCAGAUGGAGGCUCUACAAAAUCAAGACUUUUAGAAAACCACAUAUCAAUUACGUCACCGUCAAAUUCGAGUCUACCAUUUCAUGUGACAAACGUAACAAAGUACAUAGCAAUGCUCGAAGGAGAAAUUAAAAUUCGAAAAAAAGAUAGCGCGUCGACAAGAAAAGGGGUCAACGAAUUCAUUGAAAGUUUAAAUAAAGCAAUGGACGGGAUUUCAAACAUUCCCUUGAAGAUGCUCAAUUCUGGUUCUCACUUUGACAAAACAUCGAUUGAGUACGACGACGAAUUUGAUUUUAUGGUCUGUCCAAGCGGAAAGUUUGAGGCAGUUUUCAAAAAUUGUCCUCCUGGAUUUUGUAAGCUAAGGAAAGGUCGAACAACCAUUGACGACCUGGAUCAGGCUUUAAAUAAAGAUGGAUAUCUCGUUCCCGAAAUCUUUAAACAAAAAAUGUUCAGCAUUUUUGAGGAUUGUAUAACAAGUCCUGGUUUUAGACAAGGAAGAAGAAUAAAAAGAAUGCCACGUAAACCAGAGAGUCCGGCUUUCACACUCCAAUUUGACCUGGGCUCAGGAAUACCAACAGUAGAUAUUGACUUGGUGCCUGCUAUAAAAAUAGACUCCUGGCCUUCCACUGGGAGGAAGAUAUGUCCAGAAUGGAUAGGAACUGAUAAUGUUCAAAAAGCAAUGAAAUGUUUUCAUGUGGUCACAAAGACCUACCCAGCAGAUCAUCCGGAUGCAGACAUUCUGUGGAGGAUCUCAUUUUCUCACGCGGAGAAAGAACUUAUUCUUCAUGCUAACCAAAGGGACAAGGGGUGCCGAAAGGACAUUUUAAAACUCCUGAAAAAAAUAAAACAAAUUAUCAAGGUUCAAAAUCCCCAUCAAACGGAUAAAUUUUGUUCGUAUCAUUUAAAAAUGUUUAUGCUUGAAUUUUAUGACAGACAUAAAGACUUCUGCCAAGAAAAGAAGGAAAGUUUGUUCAAGCAGAGUGUUAAAGAACUUAUGAAAUGUUUUAGUAAUGGAGAAAUCAGAAAUUAUUUUAUUCCGGAAGAUAAUAUUCUACGCUUUGUUUCAGACAAUGAAAAAUCACUUGUUACUCAAGAACUACGUAAAAUACAAGAAAAAUUUUAAUUGUAGAUAUUUUAAAUAUGUCUUCCAUAUCGAUUAAUUUCUUAAUUCGUUAAGCCGUUAGGUGCUUAUAUUUAUGACGCAAUGUGCAUGUAACCAUGCAUAUAAUUAUAAAAUUUAUACAAAACUUGCUGUUUUGAGAUCGAUGAUUAAGAGGCCCGAGGAGCAUAAUACUUUAUUUAUAUGCACGAAGGGCGGGGGAAUAAAGACAUUGUAAAUAUAAUUUUGGAGCAAUGAAGUAAAAUAAUGUCGGGCAUACAUUUUGAAAAUGUUUGGGGGAGGGGAUUUGGCAAUUUUAAGGGGGGGGGGGAGUCGAAAAGUUGCAUAAAAAGAUCUUUGACUAACCAGAAAAGGAUGAAAAUAAUCUUAACUCCAAAUUCUUAUUCCGAGGCAUUAGUGGGAAAAGGAGUAGGGAUAAGGUUCCAUGAAAAUAAGGGACCCGUUAGAAUUGUAUAUCAGAUAGGUUGGGAGCAUUUUUUUGACAUAUAAAUAAUUGAAAAUAAAGAAUACAACUUGUAA